UUUUCAUAAAUCCCAAGUAGUAAAUAAUAAAUAUAAUUCAAUAUAGUACGCUAUGACGUUGAGACGUUGAGAAUUGAAAUUUUUAAUUGUUGUAUUAUAAUAUGAAAAUUAAAACAUUCCGUUCAUAAUGUAGUUUGUAGAACACCAGUUUACUACAAAUGUAUAUAAGUAGAAUAUUUUAUUUAAUGAUAUGGGCUCGAUUGCAUCAGUCCUUCAAUGGCAUUGCAGUUCAUGCUCACUUAUAAAUCCUACUGAUCGUGCAACUUGUAUACGUUGCAAUGUGCAUAGAAGUUUUGCUUAUGGGGAACAAGCAAAUAAUAUUAAAACAAGAACUAUACAUGGCUGUCCUACUCCCUAUGUUACAGAUAUUUUGUGUGCAGAAGCUGAAAUUGCUGCUGGUGCAUUAAGUCUUGACGAUGCUGAUCCAACAAAAAUUGACCCAAAAAAUCACAUAGUUAAAUUACAAUUUAAAUCUGUUGAACUUCAACGCCGAAAAUCAUGGAAUGGUUAUGAGGCUUACUCCCAAACAUCACUUAGGCCAUCAAAAAGUUCAACACUUUUAACAUCAGAAAACGGAUCAUGGUUAUGUAAAAAUUGUCGAGCUAGAAACAGAUUUACAAAACAAUGUCAAAAUUGUGAUUCCUUUAAAAUGUUAAAAGGCCAAAAAAAAGACGGUUCUUCUAUUACAGCCAUUAUGUCAUUUGAAAAUGAUAAAAAAGAAUCUAAAGCCUUAAAUAAUUGGAUUUGUGAAAAAUGUUCUUUUGCCUUUAAUCCAUUUUGGUCAGAUUCUUGCGAGUCGUGUGGUUGGAAUGCCAUUACAAUGAUGCGUGAUUGUGUACGAUAUACACCGCCCAAAAAGAAAUGGCCAUGCAAGCGAUGUACACUACUUAAUGAUCCAAAUACUACUGUUUGUAAUGCUUGUGGAGGAUCAAAAGCUAAAAGUCUGUGCACAGACGAUGGAACGUUAAGAGAAUUUUGGACUUGUGAUAAGUGUACAUUAAAAAAUAAACUAUCAGCCACAGUAUGUAAAGCUUGUAAAACUAGUAAACGGGCAAAUAAAAAAAGACGAUCUAAUAAUCAAUGUCCAACGUGCACAUUUGAAAAUGAACCCAAUUCAAAAUGUUGUGCGAUGUGUCAUAAAUAUCUUGAAUCUGAAUAUUAUUCAUCAAUAUUGAUAUCAAAUCACCCAAAAAAACAAAGCGAACUAAUGGAAAACUUGAGAAAAAUUGAAGAACAAGAAGCACGUGAAAAAUGGAAUGAAAUUGUACUUUUUUGCUUAAAAAAUAAUCAAGAAUUUGUUGAUGAUGUAUUUCCCCCGGCUCCAAAAUCUUUAUACUACAGUGAGAGAAAUGAAAGUUGUCGGGUAACUCAAUGGUUACGACCAAAAUCAAUAAUCAGCUCAGAUACAGAUAAUGAUUUGUGUUGGACAGUAUUUAGAAAGCCUAAGCCAUCUGACAUUAUUCAAGGUGUUUUGGGAAACUGUUGGCUACUAAGUGCAUUAACAGUUUUAGCAGAACGAGAAGAUUUAGUACGACAUGUUAUGGUUACCAAAGAUUAUUGUGAACAGGGUGCAUACCAAAUACGACUUUGUAAAGACGGAAAAUGGACCACUGUUCUUGUUGAUGAUUUAUUGCCUUGUGAUUAUAAGGGACAUCUUGUGUAUAGUCAGGCAAAACGUAAACAGUUAUGGGUUCCUUUAAUUGAAAAGGCAAUAGCUAAGCUGCAUGGUUGUUACGAAGCACUUGUCUCUGGAAGAGCAAUUGAAGGUCUGGCCACAUUAACUGGGGCUCCAUGUGAAAGUGUACCCCUUCAACCAUCUUCAGUGCCAACAGAAGAUGAAUUGGAUCGUGAUCUCAUUUGGGCACAAUUAUUAAGUUCUCGUCUUGCUGGGUUUUUAAUGGGAGCAUCUUGUGGUGGUGGUAACAUGAAAGUAGAUGAAGAUGCAUACCAGAGUAGAGGUUUAAGACCAAGGCAUGCUUAUUCUGUAUUGGAUGUUAAAGAUAUUGAGGGGAAACGUUUGUUAAAAUUGAGGAACCCAUGGGGACAUUUUUCAUGGAAUGGAGAUUGGUCUGACGAUUCUGACACAUGGACAAUUAAAUUAAAAACUAUGUUAAUGCCUGAUGGUUGUUGUGAAGGAGUGUUUUGGAUAUCCUACUCUGAUGUUUUAAAGUAUUUUGAUUGCAUCGAUAUUUGUAAAGUAAGAAACAAUAUGUGGAAUGAAGUUCGACUAAAAGGAUAUUUGCCACCAUUAUCCUCAACUGAUCACUUAUCUUGUGUUAUUAUAACAGUCUCAGAACCUACCGAAGCAGAAUUCACUCUAUUUCAGGAAGGACAAAGAAAGUCAGAAAAAUGUAAUAGAAGUCAACUAGAUUUGUGUGUAGCAGUUAUGAGAAGUAGAGAGGUAACAGCUGAACGACCAAUUUCUAUUGGACGACUUGUUGAGCAUAGUAAACGACAAGUUCGAGGUUUUGUAAGCUCUCAUAAAAUGUUGGAGCCAGAUGUUUAUGUUGUUGUCUGUUUAGCUUUUAAUCAUUGGCACACAGAUUUGAUAGAUCCAUCGGUUUAUCCAGAAUUUGUAUUGGCUAUUCAUAGUUCUAAACGUUUACUGGUUGAACAAGUAUCUCCACCUUCUUUUGUUUUGGCUGAUACUAUUAUUAAUUUAACACUAGCCAAAGGACAAAGGCAUGAGGGGCGUGAAGGAAUGACUGCUUAUUAUUUGACCAAGGGUUGGGCGGGUCUUGUUGUAGUUGUUGAAAAUCGUCAUACCAAUCGAUGGAUACACGUGAAAUGUGACUGCCAAGAGAGUUAUAAUGUUAUGUCCACUAGGGGUUUACUCAAAACAAUUGACUCUGUACCACCUUUACACAGGCAAGUUAUAAUUGUACUAACACAAUUGGAAGGAAGUGGAGGAUUUUCCAUUGCACACAAGCUAACUCAUAGAUUAGCUAAUCAAGCUGGACUUCAUGAUUGGGGACCACCUGGGUGUUCUCAUUUGCCACAAAUACAAAAAUCCAUAGAAGGGCUCCACUCUCCAAGACUGAUUACUUAAUUAAUAUUGUAACAAAAUGUAGUAUAGGUUGUGCUCCUCCUCCCGGAACCUAUGAUCCAAGAAGUCCAAAACCAAAAACCAUUAAAGGACCAAAAAUUAAUGCUGCCGAAAGAUUCAAGCAACCAAUUGGACUUCAA
Molecule: messenger RNA, 3186 nt
Organism: Adelges cooleyi (spruce gall adelgid)
Lineage: Eukaryota; Metazoa; Arthropoda; Insecta; Hemiptera; Adelgidae
Gene: sol
Product: calpain-D
Exons: 13
Coding region: 191-3049 (952 amino acids)
Biological process (GO): proteolysis
Cellular component (GO): cytoplasm
Molecular function (GO): calcium-dependent cysteine-type endopeptidase activity
Source: RefSeq, a predicted model, not a curated record